AGGGGUGGGGCAGAUAGAUAAGUGGCCCCGAUGGCCGCAGCCCGGCCAGACAAUGGCAGCAAGCAGGACGGCACGACGAUCCAGCCGAUGCAACGUCCAAAGCCACCCCAGCAACCCUUGCCAGCGCUGCCAGCGAAUCACUAUCCGACGUUCUUCCUAAACGCCCGGAAGCAGGUAACCCGAUCCCCUGUGCCGCACGUGAUACGGCGGCUAGCACCGACACAACCACGCCGUCCGCUUCCGUCGGUAGUCCCAACGGUAGUUACCGGUAACAGCAAUGGUGGCGCACUGCUCAUCAGUGCGGACAGUCUUCGGCGGACAGUGUACGCGACGCUACCGUCCGUUUCGUUACACGGCACCAGUACGGUCGGUUGCAACGGGCUGACCAACACGAUCGUUAGCUUUGCGGGCAAACAGGCGAUCACGGUCCCGGUACAGUCCACAUACGAUCUUGUGUCGGUAGUGCGGCCCACAGUUCCUACACCACCCGCCACCAUUUACAAGCUGGUGCACGCUGGCAGUGGACCAACCGGACGGAAACGGAUGCCACUGCUCGCACCGAAACCAGCGCCCAAGGAUGGUGCGCAAAAGAGUGACCAACCCUCGACGGUGGACACACCGAACGGUGUUAAUGGACGUGUCUCUUCCGUACAGUACAAUAAUGCACCCGGUUGGCGACGGAUUUUACGCAACAAAGUGAUCAUUUACAUUAGCCCUUCCAACAUGGUUCUUCACAAUUACGAGCAGGUAAAAGAAUAUUUGUUGUCUUCCGGUACGUGCAAGUGUGGUCUGCCGUGCCCGUUCAAUCCGGAACAAUUCUUUCAAUUUGAUGCUCAGAUCCCUAACAUGACGAUCGCGCCAACAAACCGCGAAGUAUUAUGCCCACACUUGCAACGGGCAACAAACGGACCGGAGCGUACGAAGCGGUUACACGAAGAGUCGACGCCACCGGCGGCGGAUCACACCCACCAACGAACGGCACAAAGUGGAAUCCUUCGCAAAACACCUCCAUGGCGAAAGAAUGUUCCUAUGGCAAGCGCUUCGUCACCCCACGGGACAAUACCCGACGCAGAAGUUGGUCCAAAUGUGUCGCCUAUCGCACGCUUUAGUAAACCAACCGAUGUGACAAACACCCCACCCUUUACGCCCACCUCCCCGUCCGAUAUGAGCGUGAGCGAAGGCUCACCGACCGAUAGCCCGGAACGGAAGAAACCAACCUUCAAGGAUGAUCCAACCGGCUACCUAAACCAACAGACCGCCAUCUUGCACAAUUCGAUUUCAUUUUUGCACUCACCCGACCGCCGCUCUCCGUUACCGUCGCUCGGUGGGCUUAGUCCGAAGCCGGGCAGUAUCAGUCCGGCUGCAAAACCAUUAGCGUCACCUUCAAAAGAUGGCGGGCAAGGGGCGAUACGGCGCCACCGUACGACGCUGGCUCGUACCGUGGAACCGCAGGCGAAAAUAACAUCCCUAACGGGUGUGGUAAAGUACGAACCGAACGCACCGACCGUUACUACGAAAUCUCCGGCCACCAGCAGUAUUAAAGCGAUCAAAUCACCGCUAGCGCGACUAGCGACCGGCGCCGAACGGAACCGGAUGGCGUACUACGUAAAGGCUAAUGCGGCACCGGGUGCGGAACAGUGCCCAUCGGCCAAGGUGGCCAAGCUGCACAUUGCACCAGCGGAAUCCGUGAUACCGUGUCGAAUAACGGCCACCACUACCACCACUACUACCACAACCGCGGCACCGAUGUUUGUGCCGACACCACCACCACGCUCAUCGCACGUGAUCAAUGCCGGUGGUGCACAAAUUGUCGUAAUCGAUGGUUUGCAGCAUUCGGCAGUUGGUGGCGGUACAGAUGGUACGGUGCCGGGAAGGAUGCGUAUCGGUGCAUUCCCAUCGGUAACGGCACGCCAUCCCCAAAUAUCCGGCCUGAUGCCACCGACCGUAUCGAAACCGACCGUUGUCAAUUACAGCUUGUCGCGUGCCGUCAAUGGAACGCCGACGACAGUACCUGUUCCGGUUCCGGUAAGCGCACUGUCCAGCACACCAAUGCCGACAACUACCUCGGGCGCCAUGAUACUGAACGGUGCGAAUAUUAUCCACCUAAGCAAUGGGUUGUCACCUUCCAGCUUUCACGGUGGAAUACUUACCAACGAACCGUCCAGUCCUGCCGGUACGAACCACUGUCUGCAUCAUCCGGUCAGUCCGAACAAAGCGUCCAUCACGAUCCCGAACGGAACGCUCGGUUUAGCACCAGGCUCGACGGUGGUACUGAAUCCUACCACCAGCAUACGAUUUGCGGAUAAUCAUAGCUUUACCACCCCUGGCGGUUUUUCGACCGCAACGGUCACAUCCAACACAUACCACUACAGCCCAGCACAAUGUGCCACCGUGCAAGGGGCGGACACACCGGUCGCGCUAGACAUUGCCGGCGGUCGGAAGGUGAAAAGGCAGCUGAAGAAUGUUAACGGCACACCGCUCGGUACGACGGGUGGGCUCGUAUUACCGGCCACACUGGGGCAACCGCAAUCGGCCACAUUCCAGCAGCAACUGCAACCGACCCCAUUUGUACAGAUUGCCUCACCGUACGGUGGCUUGCAAAACAUUCAGCUCGCAUCGAGCCUGUCCGGGCUUACCGUCGUACCCGUAUCGAAAUCGACUCCUACACUCCACCAGCAGCAACCUUCUUACGGACUUCUCGGUCAGCCACAAACCAUACUACUGCCGGCAGGCAGCAUGGUAAUGGCAUCGGAUGCAAGCUCCGCCACCGCCACGCUACUCCAAAUACAGAACAUGGCACCGUGCGGUGGGAACGCAUCACUACUGGCCGGUCAAACUGGGCUCGUACUGCGCCAUCCAAAACCACCGUCCACCACCGGUUUUCUCUCGACCCUCGGGCAGCAGUCGUACCUGAUCGGUGCUGGUGGAAACGGUCCAACCACCCGCCCGCCUACCAACGUCAAUCAACGUCCGCUUGUGGGUACGCUAACCACCAGCACCACCAACAACACCCCCGGCACACCCCAGACACUCUUCGGUAAUGGUGCUAAUGGUGGUGGUCUCGGUAUCGUAACAGCCACCCAACCACUACCGGUCGCUAAUCUUGCACUACAGCAACCUUUACAUCCAGACGUGACCGCGUCCUACAGUCAACCGGCAAGUUCAGGGGAAGGUGCGAACGAAACGAAGAUAGCAUCCAGCAACGAUACUACGGGUACAUCCGAGCUUAAACCGAACACUGUCUAUCAGCAGGGGAAAACGAAUUGUGUUUCCACCAUGGGCGAAACCGAACCCGUGCCUGGGAUAGCGAUAACGCUGAAGGAUUCGGUACAUGCGACCGCCGCUGUUGAGCAGCAGAAAAAGUCCUGGCAAGGCGCAGCGAAGCAGCACGGUGGUGGAGUUCCACUCGCCGAAACACCAAAUCGCGCCGGCAGGAAUGCGCCACCACCAGCGUCCGCCACUGGUCGUACGGGUAGCAUCGGUUUGAUGCGCCGUAGCACCACGGUACAGGCUUCAAACAAACAGCAGUUGGAUCAGCGUGUCAAGCUAAGUAUUGCCGUACCGUCAGCCACGACCGACGGAUCCACGUGCCUACUGACGGAUGUGCUCCCAGAGCAAAACUAUGAUGUUACCACGUCGUUGAAUGAACACUCCACCACUUCCAAAAGGUCGGUUGAACCGUGCAAGGGACCGAGACAGUUUCGUGUGGGAGAUCUUGUUUGGGGUGCGGUACGUGGAUUUCCAGCCUGGCCGGGUAAGGUCGUUCUGUCGCCACGGUUAACGGUGGACUCGACCGUACCAUCCCCUACUGUGGACAGCUACGAUAAUGUGCUGAAAGCAUCACCACCAACCGUUGAUACGAUUAAACCGGCCAGCGUAUCAUCAACGGGCGCAAACGCACCGCAACAGGACCACGUAUGGGUACGGUGGUUCGGUGCCGGGCGUGCCAGCGCGGAACGGGUCGAGGUUGAAACGUUGCAGAGCCUUUCCGAGGGUCUGGAGAUACAUCACCGAGCGCAGAAGGAUGCUAGAAAGAGCCGUAAAUUAAAUGCACAGCUCGAACAAGCUAUACAGCAAGCGAUGCAGGAGCUCGAUCAUGCGGCAACGUCUUCCGGUUUUGGUCGGUGUGCCAGUGAGCGCGGCAAACAGCGGCAACAUCGACGGCACCAACGACGUCAACCACCGCCGCCGGGCAAACGUCAUCGGACGGUCGGUGGUGCCACGGGCAGCACAAACAGCGUCAAUGCUAACAUGUGCAAUAGAAAAGGUGGUAGCAUACGGUAUCUGCGCGCUAACAAAUUUAAAGCCAAAUCGUAAACCAUCGAAGCAAAGCUCCAU
Messenger RNA from Anopheles maculipalpis, 4338 nucleotides. Its product is annotated as mucin-19. Gene Ontology annotation, cellular component: chromocenter; nucleus. Bases 31 to 4317 code for a protein of 1428 amino acids. Lineage: Eukaryota; Metazoa; Arthropoda; Insecta; Diptera; Culicidae. The transcript has 7 exons. Gene Ontology annotation, molecular function: chromatin binding; DNA binding. The record is from RefSeq and is a predicted model, not a curated record.